AUGUUGGGAAGCCAAAAUUUGAUUACCGGUUUCGCCUUCACAGUGUUGCUCUCAAAACUCUCCACCGUCGCGCCUUCACAGUUCAUCGCACCUUCACAGUUCACCGCCGCACUUGCACAGUACAUUCACUAUUCUCUUCUCUGGACCAUCCACAGUUCGUGUACCGCAAGUACAACUCGACCUCCUUCAAGCGACAAUCGUCCGUCGGCUAGCGCGUAUUGCACAUUGUCCGUCGAUCGCCGCCCAUUGUCCAUCAACAGCCGUUUGACGUUCUUUGUUACGGAUCGUAAAUGGGUUUAUGCUCCCCGGACAAGUUUAGAAUAUGAAAAUGGAGUAAAUGAGUUCUUAGAGUUUGCUAGCAAGCAUGAUCCUGACAGUAACGGGAAGUUCUUAUGUCCGUGCGUGAAUUGUCUGAAUGAGAGGAGAUUAAGUGCUGAUCAAAUUCGAGAGCAUGUGGUUUGCGAUGGUUUCAAUAAGGGUUACACCGAAUGGAUAUGGCAUGGUGAAUUUGAAAUGCCGAGUAGGCCAAAAAAUGAAGAAGUUGAUGAAGAUAUGUAUGAUCGAGUGGAAGAGAUGAUUAAUGAUAUUGUAGCUGAAGCCUUUGAGCAACUCGAACAUGGGAGAAAGACGGUGUACCUUGGUAGUCGAAAGUUUUUGAAGCCGGCCCACCCAUACCGUCGAUUGAGAAAAGCAUUUAAUGGUCAUACCGAGUUUGAAAGUGCUCCGGAUGCGUUAAAUGGCGAACAAGUCCUUAAUAGAGUUAAAAACCUCAAUUUGAGGUACGGUAAAACACAAAAGCCAGCCGAGAGAAGCUUAUGGAAAAAGAGAUCUAUCUUUUUUGAUCUUCCUUAUUGGGACAAGCUUGACGUACGUCAUUGUAUCGAUGUGAUGCAUGUGGAAAAGAAUGUGAGCGAUAGUCUUAUAAGCACACUUCUUAAUAUACAAGGCAAGACAAAAGAUACAGUGAAUGCUCGAAAAGAUAUGAUCGCUAUGGGAAUACGAGGGGAGUUGGCUCCGGUGCCUCAAGGUAGGAGAACUUAUCUACCUCCAGCAUGUCACACACUAUCAAAGAAAGAGAAACAAAGUUUUUGUGAGUGCUUACGCGGAGUGAAGGUUCCCCAAGGAUAUUCCUCCAAUGUAAAGUGGUUGGUGUCGAUGAAAGAAUUCAAGCUGCUUGGGUUGAAGUCUCACGACCAUCACAUACUAGUCCAACAACUACUUCCAGUGGCUAUUAGAGGCAUAUUGCCAAAAAAAGCUUAUGUGAAGAACCCGCGCCGACCUGAGGCAUCCAUUGUUGAAAGAUAUGUUGCAGAAGAGGCUGUAGAAUUUUGCAAUGAAUAUUUAUCACAGUCAAAAUCUGUUGGCAUCCCUAGUGCUCGCCACAAAGGAAAGGGGUCCGGUAAAGGGACUGUCGGGGGACAACUUAAGAGUGUUGAUCGUGAAGAAAUGAUACAGGCACAUACAUAUGUUCUCAAUAAUACUCCUUAA
Messenger RNA from Striga hermonthica, 1488 nucleotides. The record is from the annotation of a GenBank genome assembly. NCBI's taxonomy places the organism in Eukaryota, Viridiplantae, Streptophyta, Magnoliopsida, Lamiales, Orobanchaceae.